CUCACUGCUACAUGACCCACUAUAGCUUUUUACUUGUCGCGCGAACUUCCCGAGCGUCAAAAUAUUCUUCUUCUAUUUGUGUACAAGUACAAAAAUCUAUCCUUUCCCCCCUGAAAUACUGAAAUACAAUACUUACCUAUUUAAAACCUGUCAACCCUAAUGUUACCGCCUCGUUACGUUCCUGGCAUCGCCACCCAUCCCAGAAACCAUGCAUUCUGGUGAUGAUGUGCCUCCUUAUUGUAAGGGAGAGACGGCCGCUGGCCCUGGGAACAAGGACAUUUUCGUUCAGUUGGUCAUCUCCCUUGCAAUAGGCAUCACCGCAUUUGUCGCCUUCUGCAUCCUUAGACCGCGAUGGAAAACCCUUUAUUCCGCCCGAAGGCGACAUAAAAAUCCCGAGAUCGCGCUCCCGACGCUUCCCGAUAGUUUCUUCGGAUGGAUGCCAGCCUUGUAUAGGGUGACGGAGGAGCAGGUUCUGGCAUCGGCGGGCCUAGAUGCCUUCGUGUUCCUGUCCUUCUUCAAGAUGUCGCUUCGAUUAUUUACUACCAUGCUCUUCUUCGCCUUAUUCGUCCUUUGGCCUAUUCAUAGAACUUUUGAUGCUGGUGCGCCAGGCGACUCGCCCGGGAACGACACCGUCUAUUCGCAAUUUACACCGAAUUACGAAUCCCACAUCCUAUCAACUUUCGAUCAUCUUUCAAAAGACAAGGAGCCUGAAGAUCAGAGUUUCAGCUACCUACGAGCGUACUUCGUCUUCACGUGGUUCUUCAGUUUUCUAACAAUAUUUUUCAUGGACUCAGAGACUAUCAAAGUCAUCAAAAUAAGACAAGAUUAUUUGGGAACUCAAUCAACUGUAACCGACCGGACCUUCCGACUAACAGGAAUCCCCCGAGAUAUUAGGUCGGAGGAGAAGAUCAAAGAGUUUGUGGAGAACUUGGAGAUUGGGCAUGUACGGAGGGUUACCUUAUGUCGAAAUUGGGCUGAAAUCGAUGGCUUGAUGGCCGAGCGACAAGUUGUAUUACGAAAGCUUGAAGAAGCGUGGAGUGCCUAUUUGGCUCAAGUGCCAGUAGGAACAGAGGCGAUGCGGUACGAUCAACGAGACCGAACGGUGGGCCAUAUCGACUCAGAGGAUCUUGAGAAUGAAGAUGAACCGCAAGAAGAUGGACGUCUUAUCGCUGGGGACAGCCUGCGUGAUCUCAUGGCCGAGAGAGAAAGACCAAAAGUGCGUCUUCGGUUUGGCUUUCUCAGAAUGAGAAACCGUAAAACAGAUGCCCUUGACUACUACGAAGAGAAGUUGCGUCGUCUAGACGAGAGGAUUCGAACUGCCAGGAAAAAGGAGUAUACACCUACAGAUACGGCAUUUGUAACGAUGGACUCUAUAGCAGCCUGUCAAAUGGCUGUUCAAGCAACGAUAGAUCCCAGGCCAGGACGUCUAUUAUCAAAGCCAGCACCAGCCCCUUCGGAUGUGAUCUGGAAAAACACGUACAUCCCACGAUACAAACGCCAACUGAAAUCUUGGUCUGUUACCAUCUUUAUCACAAUUCUGUCUGUUGUCUGGUUCUUCCCAGUGGCAGUGUUGGCACAGCUACUUAGCAUUUGUUCGAUUGCUAAGGUGGCACCGUCUUUGGCUGAUACCCUACAGCGGCACGACAUCACGAAAGCCUUUGUGCGGACUGGUCUACCCACUCUCGUGGUUUCGUUGCUUAAUGUAUUGGUACCGUACCUGUAUGAUUAUCUAUCAAACAUACAGGGAAUGGUUUCACAAGGUGAAGUUGAGCUGUCUGCGAUAUCGAAGAAUUUCUUCUUCAUAUUCUUCAACAUCUUUGUCGUCUAUGCAGUCUCAGGUAGUGCAGCCCUGUCAGACUUUUGGGCGAUACUUCGAGACUCGUUGAGUGACACGCGGACCAUUGCAUUGAAGAUAGCUGGCUCGAUUCAGAGCUUAAACAACUUCUACCUAAACUUCAUCAUGCUUCAAGGCUUCGGCUUGUUUCCUUUCAAACUUCUACAGUUUGGAAGCAUAUGGCUUUAUGCCAUCUAUCGUAUGGGAGCCAAAACACCAAGGGACUUCGCCGAUCUCGUUCAGCCGAGUCUAUUCAACUAUGGAUUCUAUCUUCCAAGCGCCUUAUUGGUCUUCAUUCUAUGCUUGGUCUAUAGCAUACUUCCCGGCGCACAUAUCGUCCUACUACUCGGUAUUUGCUAUUUCUCCCUCGGAUACUUUGUUUAUAAAUACCAACUCCUAUAUUCAAUGGACCAGCCACAACACGCCACCGGUGGUGCGUGGCCAAUCAUUUGUGGGCGGAUCAUAGUUGGCUUGGUCGCCUUUCAAGUUGUCAUGAUUGCCUAUCUCGUCCUCCAGUCUGCCUUUAUAGCUGCGGGGCUUAUUGUACCCCUCGUGGUCCUGACUUUCUGGUAUAAUUAUUAUUCACGGAAUCGAUUUACUCCGCUCACCAAGUUUAUCGCACUCCGAAGCAUCAAACGAGCCUCUGAUCCUGGAUCGGAAAGCCGCCCCGAUCGAGACCCGGAACAAGUGCAACCGGAAACUCGACUGACGAGGCACAUGAGUACAAUAGACGAGGAUAGAGAAAAGGGUAUGAGGUUCAUAAAUCCAAGCCUCAUCGCUCCUCUGGAGCAACCUUGGAUUUAUCAAGAUCCGCCACCGCCAGUCGAAGUGUCGCCCACCGAAUCUAACACAGGAAGCGUGAGCGGGAACGAGGAAGGCAUCGCAAGAAUUCCACGAAACUUUAGUACCGGACUAGGUAGCGUUUCUAGUUCCUUUAGUCUCGGAGAUACCCAUAUUUGGCGGGAAAAUGGCGACAACAAUGUAUGAUGAUGGGCCCAAGGGCGAGAGUAGUAAAUUGUUUGUAUUCAACGAGUACAUGAAAUAAUGAGAUUGAGAGCGUUGCCAUGAUAUCUCCACCCUUUA
Messenger RNA from Hypoxylon fragiforme, 2917 nucleotides. RefSeq names its product DUF221-domain-containing protein. The transcript has 3 exons. Lineage: Eukaryota; Fungi; Ascomycota; Sordariomycetes; Xylariales; Hypoxylaceae. The record is from RefSeq and is a predicted model, not a curated record. Gene Ontology annotation, molecular function: calcium-activated cation channel activity. The coding region runs from base 209 to 2821 and encodes 870 amino acids. Gene Ontology annotation, cellular component: plasma membrane.